AUGGCGACGACGACGGCGAAAUCGGAAAUUGCCUUUAUCGGCCUCGGAGCCAUGGGCUUCGGCAUGGCCACCAACCUGGUCAAGCAGGGCUACAAAGUAACCGGCUUCGAUGUCUGGCCGCCGACCCUCGAGAAAUUCAAGGCGGCGGGAGGGAGCGUUGCCUCAACACCCGCGGAGACGGUCAAGGACAGGGACUACUGCGUGUGCAUGGUGGCAACGGCCCAGCAGGCCCAGGCAGUGUUGUUCGAAGGGGAGAACCCGGCUGUCCCGGCGCUGCCCAAGGGUGCAUCGUUAUUACUUGCUUCGACGGUGCCGUGUGCAUAUGUUCAGAGUCUAGAGAAGCAGCUGGCAGAGGCAGGCCGAGACGACAUCAAGCUGAUUGACUGUCCCGUCUCUGGCGGUGCUGGAAGGGCGGCGGAUGGUACACUCUCCAUCAUGGCAGGAGGUUCCGAUGCUGCCAUUGAACAGGGCAAGUUCCUCUUGCAAGAGAUGUCAGAUCCGCAGAAGCUGUACAUCGUCAAGGGAGGGAUCGGAGCCGGCAGCAACAUGAAGAUGUGCCAUCAAGUCCUCGCCGCCGUGCAGAUCCUCGCUGCGAGCGAGGGGAUGGGGUUCGCGAGCCACCUCGGACUCGACCUCGGGUUGGCGCGAGACAGGAUCCUCAAGUCGGACGCGUGGGCGUGGAUGUUCGAGCAUAGAGUUCCGAGGAUGCUGACGCCGGACUUCCAGCCCAUCGCCAGCGCCUUGACCAUCAUCCUGAAGGACUCUGGCAUUAUCACCUCGGAGGCGGGACGUACCGGGUUCCCUACGCCGAUGACGAGUACGGCCGAGCAGGUCUACUUUUCGGGACUCGGCCGAGGAUACGGCCCGGACGACGACAGUAGUCUUAUCAGACUGUACACGGAAGGCAAGGGGAAGAUAGGCCCGGUCAAGGGGCUAGCUGUCGACGAUGAGGCAAAACUGGCACUGGUGUUGGCCCUACUUAAAGGGAUAUACCUGUGCUCGGCCGCAGAAUCCAUCGCCUUCGCCAAACGCUGUAAUCUGGAUCUGGACCAGGUCUACGAGCUGUGUAUGAACGCCGCAGGAGGAAGCAAGAUGUUUGAGACCGUCGGGCCGGAGAUCAUGAAGCUUUGCCGUGGAGAGAAGCCGUCGACUGUUGGCGAGAACCUCAGAGACGCCGCCCAAAAGCUCCAGGAUGCUGUGUUAGAGGCUCAACGGCUGAAGGCUCCUGUGUUUCUGGGUACGCAGGCGCUGAACUUGGUGCGGCUGGCUUUGCAACAUGCACCCCAGGAGGCCGAGAAAUUGCCCAGUGCUAUGGUGGCGAAGGUGUGGGCUGUAUAA
Molecule: messenger RNA, 1338 nt
Organism: Anthostomella pinea
Lineage: Eukaryota; Fungi; Ascomycota; Sordariomycetes; Xylariales; Xylariaceae
Source: the annotation of a GenBank genome assembly